AUGAUGCGUUCAGUCAUCAGCAGAAACAUCGACCCAGGUCAAGCAAACGCCAAACAUCGACCCAGGUCAAGCAAAUGCCAAACAUCGACCCAGGUCAAGCAAACGCUAAACGUCGACCCAGGUCAAGCAAACGUCAAACGUCGACCCAGGUCAAGCAAACGUCAAACGUCGACCCAGGUCAAGCGAACGUCAAACGUCGACCCAGGUCAAGCAAACGCCAAACAUCGACCCAGGUCAAGCAAACGCCAAACGUCGACCCAGGUCAAGCAAACGUCAAACGUCGACCCAGGUCAAGCGAACGUCAAACGUCGACCCAGGUCAAGCAAACGCCAAACAUCGACCCAGGUCAAGCAAACGCCAAACAUCGACCCAGGUCAAGCAAACGUCAAACGUCGACCCAGUAUAAAGCCAGCACCGCGACAUGCGGCGGCGCACAACCACAAGGUGCAAGUGAAGGCAGGUACACCUGCAGCACAACAAGAGACUGGCCGUUAUUGCAGAGAGCUCACGAUGGGCGUUGUUGUGUCGUGCCAAGCUCAAAAUAAAGGCAACAAUGUGCUCUUGGAGCUAGACGUGGCACUGGGAAAGGACCAAACAAUCAAAGACAACAGGAAGGAGACAAUAGGUGUGCUGAGACGUUUGCCCAAGCUUAAGAAUGUUACCGAGAGGGAUCUGGUGGACACUUGCAUCCUUCUUCAAGAGGCAAAAGAAAAGAAAGCUAAGGCAUUGCGGGGAGCAGCGUCUAAUCUCGUCAAUGAUGGCCGACUGACGCAGAAAGAUAUAGAUGACCAGAUACGGAACCAGUCAGUUGUCAGGGUGAUGAGGUCUACAACACCCAAAGAGCUAAUGGCAUCAAUGAAUGUCAAAUAUUUCCCCUUCAACGGAGACGUGAAGGCGAAGGAGGGACAGACGUUUUACGCCUAUCACAAACUAUUGACACAGAGCAAGGAAAAAGGCGAGCACAAAGCGGUGUAUGCAAAGGUUGCGGGAAAUAACGGUGUAACUGGAGAAGACAUUGACCAGUGUCUCGCAGAGAUCGAAAGGAUAAUCAAACAUCACGCUGCUAUCGUGAAGAUCAAUCAAGCUAUAUCCAAUCAAAAGGUGGAUCCGAAGAACAUCAUGGCCGCUUUACAGGACCCAGAUGCUGAGCUAGACUUGCCUUCAGGGGGAACAGAUGCAGAACCAAGCAGGGAAAGAGAAUAUCAGAUACUGCUAUGGGAAGAUUACACAGAGAAGGAAGACAGUAAAACUGAUGUCAGAAUGGACAAACAUGACAUCCACAGAGUACUAUUAAGUCGGGAUAUACUUAAGAAAAUAGCUACGUUGAAAAGCGACCAGAAGGAUGAAUUGUUAGAGAGCCUAAGGAAAGAUGAAUUGAACAUUAGUGAAUAUCUUGUGGGCGACAUGAACAAAUCUGAAGAGUGGUGCUAUCCAACAUUAAUUUUGAAGCGUGACACCGAAAAACGGACACCCAAAGAUCCAAAGGGAACCACCGGCGAGAAUAGGUGCGAAUUCCUGACUCGACGAGAAAUAAAAAACAUUGUGAAAGAAUUCAAGGCAGUCUGGGAUAUACAGAGAAGGAAUCGACAGGAUUUGAAAGAACUUUGGGAUCAAGUGCUUCGAGAUGCCAACUUUCCUCCAGAGGUCAAAAAGACCCCGAAAGGAGCAGAUUUUGAAAAGUUAGAGGGCUAUCGCAAGCUGUUCAAAGACGAAGUUGAAUAUCAGCAGAAAGAACGACAAGAGCGGAAAGAACGACAAGAGCAGAAAGAACGACAAGAGCAGAAAGAACGACAAGAGCAGAAAGAACGACAAGAGCAGAAAGAGCAGAAAGAGCAGAAAGAACGACAAGAGAAAACGGCCCCCACAGAGGCAACACGUGGAUUUGAAAAUCUUUUGAGACGGCAAGAUGUCCAACGCAUUAUGUUUGAAUUGUACCCUGCCAUCAUAGAGAUAAAUGAAGUGAUAGAAUCUUUCAUCGAGGCCAAAAAUGAGGGGAGGAAAGGGGACAUUGGUCGUCUUCAGAAGAAAUGUCUGACAGCCAUAAGUAAGCCGUCCGCCCAACUGGUGACGGGAACCCUUGUCAACAACAAGCAAAAAGGUUAUUUGACACUGCUCUCUGGAAAAAGACAACCCAAAACAGGCAAGGUUGAUGAAACUGACAAGUGUUUCAAAGAGCGACUGACGUGGCGGCAAAUGCGAGACAUUCUUUCUGAUUUGAACGACUUUGAAGAUUUUGUGGAGAAGAUUAUGUCACCCAAAGCAACAGAUGCUGAUUGUCGUAAGCAUUACAAAACUAAUUUAGCAGCCAAGGCAGAUAUGAUCCAAUAUUACCGAUACAGAAGGAAGGAAGAAGAUAAAGAAAGGGUUAUGGAAUAUACACAAGAAUACGAAGGAGAAGGUCAUGAAGAACUCUGGGGCCACACGCUUCUACAUCUAGCCGUAUGUUUUCAUAAAACAGAAACAGCGAAGAAAAUAUGUAAAGAUGCGCCCAGUCUUAUCCACACUGACAUUGGAACAUGGCAUGUUCAUAGAAACACAUAUAAUGGACUGACACCCUUCCUUCUGGCAGUGGCACAUGGUGAUUUUGACUUGGUUAAGUGCAUGGAAAAGGUGGAGCGCAAAUAUACUGACAGGAUUGGUCGAAGGAUGAAUGGAACUGUGUUCAUGGGCCAGUUGCCAUUUCACACGGCUGUCCUGUGUUACUUGAACGACCCAAACAAAGACGAUACAUACAGGGAGCCAGAAAAUAGAUUUGUGAAGAUUAUCAAAUUGCUUGUGGAAGGAAAUGGUGUUCUUGAAGGACAAAACAAUAGAGGCGACACUGUUCUCCACAGCAUCAUGCGUUUUGUAAGAUGCUUUCCGGCGUGUGAGGCACGUGCAGUGGACAUGAUGUCAUGGUUGGAGUCCUUAAUGGAGGAGAAAGCAAUGAAAGAUGAUAAAGAUGUUAUUGACUAUAAAAGAAACCUAUUUUUCACAAAAAACAAAAGUCACAUGACAGCACUCCAACUUGCAACAGAAUGUGGCCACAUGAGUUUGUUUGCCUGCUUCAUAAAAAUAAAAGGAGUGUAUCUCAUUGCCUACCCCCAUGAUGACUUGUAUGAGAUACGACGAUUUGAUGUCACCGAGAUAGACAAGGUUGCUUUGCUCGAAGCUCAGCAAUGUCCAACACAAUCAGCCAAAAAGGAAACAGACAAGGAGGGUCAUCCUACAGAGGCAGCUGAUGCGGGAAGUAAGGCUCAAAUUCCCCAAGGGUCUAGUAAUGCCUCGAAAAAAGACGGAGAAAUUAAAGAAGGAAAAGAUCAGCCAAAAACCUUAAAUUCUUCUGUUGACAACAUCAGUAACCAAUCUGUUGCUGAACUUCUCUGCUGUAAGGAUCUAGAAGUCGCAACUAAACUGGUUAGCGCUGACGUUUUUGAAGAAAUGGUCCGGCGCAAACUGAAAACAUACGUGUAUCCCUUUAGGAUUCUGUGUUUUGGGCACGUAUCUCUGAUUAUACUGUUGUGUGUGUAUGUUGUUGCGAGAGCUGCUGCUAGUGAAGGCAUACCCUGGCCACCACGAGGAUUUCUUGAAUUCUGUAACGUUGUUACAUUUCUCAGUUCUUUUCUGUACUUUGUUCAAGAAUUCCCGCUUCGAUUUAAUUUUGGAAAACAACCAUUUACUCGGAAAGCACUUCACCACAACGUCGUCUACAGGGUCCUCUUUGUCCUGUUUGCUGUUUUCUUGUUUGUUGACUCGAUAUUGUACAGGAUACCCGAUUCAGUCUUUGUUGACUACAAAAUCUUAUUUCUGAUUUUGGCUAUCCUUGCAGGUACAUGGUCAAUAUUGUUCUUUCUGCGAAUAUGCAAAUACUUCAGCGUGUAUAUUGUACUUCUAAAUGAAGCUUUGAUUAGGGCUGUGAUGCCAUUUGCCGUUCUCAUCCUGAUGCAGGUGCUUGUGUUCUCUGCCUGUAUGCAUGCAACGUUUCUACACACUGAACAAGGAAGGGAUGUUAUAAGUGAUUUUUCACACUAUGGAAAAUCAUUACUUACCAUGGGUAAACUGAUGAUUGGUUUAACAGAAAUUGGAGAGCUAUUGGACUCCCGUGAAGAUUUUAUCAUAGUAUUUCUGUUUGCUGUAUUUUUACUGAUCACGUUUCUGCUGAUGAUCAAUGCCCUCAUUGGUGUAAUGACCAAUCGAUUCCAUGACACACAAACAAACAGAGAAAUGGUUUGUCGGUUACAAAAGCUAUCAAUUAUCAUCUUUAUUGAAGGCUGGUUUUCUGAACUGACUAAAAAACUUGGAUUCCCGAGGCUUGGAGUUGAUCCUGAAGAAUCAAAUGGAGACAAUGCAGAUGAAGCCAUUCGAACAAAUACUGAUUGAUACAGUACUAAGAGAUUCGUUAUGUCUUACAGGAAGGUUCGGAGUUCUACAGCAGAUAAUCCAGCAAAUGCUGAGCAUAUUCUACGAAAACAGGUGAAAAGAAGCGAGGAACUUAAUGAUAAGAUGGAUAGGUUGUUAGAUUUGCAAGAGACUAAGAGUUAUGAUGGAACGAGAGCUUUGAACAUUUACCAUUAUAGCUACUAGUUCAUGGGCGGGCGCAGCAUUUUGCUCUAGUUUGUGUGUGCGUGCGUGUGUGUGUGCGUGUGUGUGUGUGUGUGUUAGUGUGUGUGUAUGUUAGUGUGUGUGUGUGUGUGUGUGUGUUUGUGUGUGUGUGUGUGUGCGUGCGUGCGUGCGUGCGUGCGUGUGUCAAAGAAGGUAGUCUUAUCUAGACUAUCCAGUUAUUGAUAUUAUAAGCAUGGAUCCGCGCUGUCGAGUUCGAUGACACACUAUCAACAUUGUCAGGGAGCCUGACGCCGUAUGAUUACCAUGUGUUGCUGGGGAUCAAUUCUAACCUGGCUUGAGUUUCGUCAGAGAAAAACACAGAGUUUCAUGUUUUAUUGUUUCAAUACAUGUGUGGAUAUAGUUUUGAAGAAGAAUUUGAACACUACCACUUGAAGCUCGACUUGUAUGGCUCGGGAUGAAGAUGAAGAUGCCACAUUUCCGGGCAGGACAAUGUGCGAGGACGGGCACUUUCUGAAGCCUAAUUGUACCUGUGGUAUUUCGAAUUUCACAUACAACGUGAUUCAUUGUAUUAGGUCAACGUUGUUCAUGUUUGACAUGUUUUAUAUUCCAUAGAAGGUGUAGAAUCUAGAACGAAGACCUUGUAUCAUCACUAUUUGAUAGUCAUUUAUGAAUAAUUUAUAGUACAGUCUGAAUUGGACAUUGGACUUUUAGCAUAUAUUUCUUAUGAAUAUGGAAAUGUUUUUUGUUUGCUUUUAUCUUUGUAGUAAAUAUCUAUAUAUAGAUACAUUUGUACUUGAAAAUAUCUGUCUUAGAUGAAAAAUUGUUGCAGGAUUUACUCAAACAGAACACUCCACCUGCUACAGUUAUUCCUGCGUAGAUGGGUUUGCGGUUCUUAUGUCUAAGUUUUUUUGUUUGGUGUUAAUGUCGCACUCAGCUGUAUGCCGACGAUCUGUGGAUAUUCGAGUGUGGACCAGACAAUCCAGAGAUUGACAUCAUGAGCAAUUACGAAUACUAUGACUAACAAUCAACCAAGUCACCGGGCCUGACCACCAGAUCCAUUUGGUCGUCUCUCAAGACCAGAACAUUGAUGGGGACUGAAAUUCAUACCCCGAAUCCCAACGGGUGUUAGUGAUGUUUGUGGUGGUGGAGACUUGUAAAUAUAUUUGUAGUAAUUGUCAGUGGCAGCAAAUGAUUGAACAACUGGUAAAAAAUACCCAGUGAUGUCGUGGCCAGCUUUGAUCCGCGGCGACAGCAGCUAGUGAAGCUUUCAAGUUGGUUUGUGCUGGAAUAUAGAGUUAUCCGCCCCUGGUUGGUUAAUGCGAACAAGGAAGGCCUUGCCGAUCGAGAAGCAUCUUGUAUGUGGAUGGUACAGUUUCUAGAAGGCUGGCUGUAUCUCUCUAUAUAAGAGCGACGAGAGGGCGAUUCGAGGCCUUUACGACCUGAUCUAGAUCUUUUACCAGAUUCUAGAUUAUUCUAGAUUCAAGUACGAAGACAGGACUGGUUCAAUCAAUUAAGUGAGAAUAUUCUGGACAGUCGUGAAUACAUUUAAUUAAUUCUAAGCAUGAUAUUUAGUGAUGCUGCUAUUGUAAUGUCUUCUUA
Haliotis rufescens (red abalone) is the source of this 6141-nucleotide messenger RNA. RefSeq lists its product as uncharacterized. The transcript is spliced from 16 exons. The record is from RefSeq and is a predicted model, not a curated record. Gene Ontology annotation, molecular function: calcium channel activity; protein binding. The coding region runs from base 1 to 4359 and encodes 1452 amino acids. Gene Ontology annotation, biological process: calcium ion import across plasma membrane. NCBI's taxonomy places the organism in Eukaryota, Metazoa, Mollusca, Gastropoda, Lepetellida, Haliotidae. Gene Ontology annotation, cellular component: membrane.